CCAUUGUGAGAUUAUUACUUGUUUGAUCACGGACCGUGAUUCACGAAAAUGUAGGAACGACGAGGAGAGGAAGGGGAGGUUGAUGCCGCUGCCAUGAGAGCUAGGAGAGAUGAGGUUCGAGACGCAAAGAGAGCGGAGGAAGGCAAUAAAGGUGGUGGUGAUGCGUCGAUAUCGACGCGCAGCGUACAUGUACCGGGAAUCUACGCUCGCCUGGACGAUCUAAGAGGGGAAGAGCUGCAGUUGCUGGCAAAUCGCUGCAAAAAGUCUGAUGCUCUAAGCCUGAGUCAGAUGCAGCUGAAUCCCAUCGGGAAAUAUCAUACUCGGUUCAUCAAGGACGCGUAUCCGAUCGCUGGCUCGCAGCUGAAGCUCGAGAAGGAACGCGAGAUGGAGAUCGCUGCCAAGAGAAAAUUGCUGCUUGCCGGUGCAUUGUCGAUUGGGAGGAAGUCGCUUAGCUCUGUGGAGAUGGACGGCGGUGUUCUUGGCGUGGGCUUGGAACGUGCCCAUGGACGCUCGAAGCUGGAACAAUAUUUUGGUCAACUCAGGACAUCAUUGACAAGCAAGCAGGAUAAAGUGCGACAAACUGAAGAUGAACGGCAGAUUCGACUGUGUGAGGUGCAACACCGAGAAGGAAUGGAGCAGUUUUGGAGGUUGAUGCAUGCAGCUCCGAAAUGUGAAGUGAUAGCAUGGCUUACAUUCCAUUCCUUCUUGGAUGUGAAUAUCCCUGUGAGCUUCGUUUCCAGUGGCAGCGCCAACGAGAUUGUUGUUCGUGAAGACAGAACUUUGGGCGUCACUCCGCUUAUGGCUGCAUGCCGUUCAUUGUGUGUUGAGCUUGUGCGCUGUCUACUGGAACAAGGAGCAGUAGUGUGGCUUGCUACGGCAAACGGUGACACUGCACUCCAUUUCCUAUGGAGAGAUUGGUUACUAGGAGCUACGGAUACGAUGAAAGAUGUCGCUGAGCUGCUGUUACGAACUCAACGUCUUCAAGACAUUAUUGCUGCUCUAAUAGCCCAAGGAAUUGAUAUCAAUGCCACGAACGCAUUUGGAGAGACCGCGUUGCAAUUUUGCGCUCGCUAUGGUCUACGUGACUGCGCGAAAUUACUCCUUGAGCAUGGCGCCGAUGCAUUCUCACGCGACCGAAAGGGACACUCCGCUGUAGAUUACGCUCGCGACAAUCACUAUGAGAGUCUUUAUCAGUUGCUCCUCCACUACAACUCAAUCAAGCGAGUUGAUGCCAGAGAGAAGGAGCGAACAGAAGCAAAUACGCUGCUUAAUCGGAAACGUGGAGCAUUGACGGCCAGUUGGUCUCAAACACCAGAGAGUUUCUUCACCAAACUCAAGGUGGAACAGGCGCGUGCGGGACAUCUACGAAACCAGUUCGUUGACUGUAGAGGCCAAGUGAUCGUAUGUACGGACGAAGACGAGUAGCUCGGAUACAACUUGGUAUAAAAAUCGUCUAAAUUGUGUU
Phytophthora nicotianae INRA-310 is the source of this 1465-nucleotide messenger RNA. RefSeq lists its product as hypothetical. The record is from RefSeq and is a predicted model, not a curated record. Gene Ontology annotation, molecular function: protein binding. Lineage: Eukaryota; Oomycota; Peronosporomycetes; Peronosporales; Peronosporaceae. The coding region runs from base 94 to 1425 and encodes 443 amino acids. The transcript is spliced from 4 exons.